Molecule: messenger RNA, 2262 nt
Organism: Xenopus laevis (African clawed frog)
Lineage: Eukaryota; Metazoa; Chordata; Amphibia; Anura; Pipidae
Gene: trpt1.L
Product: tRNA phosphotransferase 1 L homeolog
Exons: 8
Coding region: 1053-1739 (228 amino acids)
Biological process (GO): tRNA splicing, via endonucleolytic cleavage and ligation; tRNA processing
Molecular function (GO): transferase activity; tRNA 2'-phosphotransferase activity
Source: RefSeq, a predicted model, not a curated record
UCUAAGGAUGGAGAAGGAAAACCAUGGACAUUUCUAGGUACUGAGAGUGAAAACCAGGGACAUUUUUUAGGGACCGAGAAAGAAAACAAUGGAGUCUGGACAUUUCUAGGGACCGAGAAUGAAAACCAUGACAAUCAUUUCUAGGCACUGAGAGAGAUUGAAAACCAUGGGCAUUUCUAUGGACUGAGAGUGAAAACAAGGGAUAUUUUUUAGGGACCGAGAAAGAAAAUGGUGGAGUCUGGACAUUUCUAGGGAAUAAAAACUAGGGACAUUUCUAGGGACUGAGAGAGAGUGAAAACCAGGUACAUUUCUAGGAACUGAGAGUGAAAACCAGGGACAUUUUCUAGGGACCAAGAAAGAAAAUGAUAGAGUCUGGACAUUUCUAGGGACCGAGAAUGAAAACCAUGACAAUCUCCAUGGACAUUUCUAGGGACAGAGAAGGAAACCCAUGGACAUUUCUAGGGACUGAGAGUGAAAACCAGGGACAUUUUUUAGGGACUGAGAAAGAAAACGAUGGAGUCUGGAACAUUACUAGGGACCGAGAAUGAAAACCAUCACAAUCUCCAUGGACAUUUCUAGGGACUGACACUGAAAACCAGGGACAUUUCUAGGGACUGAGAAUAAAAACCAUGACAAUCUCUAGGGACCGAGAAAGAAAACCAGAGAUAUCCCAUAAGUCCCUGACCAUAUGAAUUAGAAACAGUUGGAUCUCCAUGAGGAAUGCACAGCUUUAAGCCGGCUGGGCAAGAUAUGUGUACACUCCAAAACCGGCACGUUCUCCUUGUUGUCCCUCCCCCAUGUGGGGCCCCUGGGAGUGAUGGGACCGUGACAUUGUGCUUAGCUAAGACAUUCCAAUGCCAGGGCACCGGCUGUCACACCGCGGCCACUGCUAUGACUCCAUAAUAUCACACACCCUCCCACUCUGUGACUCACACUUUAGCCUACAGAGCGGAAGGAGAUGAACUUGAAACUCUAGAAUGGAAACUACAUUUCCCAGCAUGCACCGCUCUGGUUACCAGGAAGAACAACAAAGAUUCGAGUAAACUUUCAGAAUGGACAGGUCAAACCCUAGCUCUAGAAGAAGAGGUGCUCGUGGGAAAAAUCAGGAUCCAGAUGUGCGUUUAUCAAAGCUUCUAUCAUACACAUUGAGACAUGGCGCGGUUAAUCUAGGACUUCCCAUAGGAUCAGAUGGAUUUGUCCCUGUCUCCUCCCUUCUCCUUCUCCCUCAGUUUCGUUCCUUUUCCCAGAUUGACAUUGAGAGGGUGGUAAGCUGCAAUGAUAAACAGCGCUUUACAUUACGCCAUUCUGAUGCUGAAGGUGCCCUGGAAAUUCGUGCCAAUCAAGGGCACUCCUUACAGGUGGAGGUUGAACUGACACCACUAGGGGAAGAGCUUCCCAAUCAAGCCAUUCAUGGUACUUACCUCCGUUACUGGCCUUCAAUCCAGCAGCGUGGCCUUUCUCGGAUGAAUCGUACUCAUAUCCACCUUUGUACUGAGCUCCCAGGAGAAGGCCGAGAGUGUAUCAGUGGAAUGCGCAGGGACUGUGAAGUGGCCAUAUUUAUAGACCUUCCAAGAGCUUUGGAAGAUGGACUUCUUUUCUUUUGGUCUUCAAACCGUGUCCUCCUCACACCAGGGAAUGCAGAUGGUCUUCUUCUUCCUAAAUAUUUCCUGCAAGCCCUGCAGCUUCGACCUCAAAGACAAGUUAUUCCAUUGGAGUAUUCAAGAAGCAAAGACUUCUAAUAUGGGUGUAUUGGUUAUGUAAAGUGGUUGUUUACCUUCCUAAACUGUUUUCAAUUCAGCUGAUUUUAGAUAGUUCACCAGAAAUAAUAUUUACAUCACUUUCUAUUUGUGAUUUUUUUCCAAUAUUGAAGUUUAAAGUUUCAUUUGUCACCUUAAAUGAUACAUUAGUUGAUAUAUUUUUUAACUUUGGCCCUGAGUUUCAUUAAAGGCAGCUGUUAUAAUUGUUACAAUAGUUGUUAAUAGUCCACAGUUGCUGCUGAGAAAUCAACUAAUGUAGCAAAUUGUAACACAGGGAUCCCCCCAAACAGGCAACGUGUUGUUGUUUAUUGUUUAAUUGGCUUGGAGGCAAGUGAUGGUUGCAUAAAAACCAGGUGUACUGCCUGUCAGCUGACUUUCCACACAUGGGCAACAGAAUGGCCAAUCACAGCACUUAUUUUGCACCACCCAGGAACAUUUUUCAUGCUUGCGUCCCUCCCCAACUCUUUUUACAUCUUAUUAUUGCUCAUGGGUAAAAAAAAGUUGG